This is a messenger RNA of Tachysurus vachellii, 2775 nucleotides long. It is a transcript of the gene smap1, whose product is annotated as small ArfGAP 1. Gene Ontology annotation, biological process: regulation of clathrin-dependent endocytosis. The transcript has 11 exons. Bases 275 to 1732 code for a protein of 485 amino acids. Gene Ontology annotation, molecular function: GTPase activator activity; metal ion binding. The record is from RefSeq and is a predicted model, not a curated record. Lineage: Eukaryota; Metazoa; Chordata; Actinopteri; Siluriformes; Bagridae.
CAAUAAACUGAAGUGUUACGAACCGGUUCUACGUCCUAAAAAAUACAAUUUGACGUUCAUUUACAGGACGAACAUUUCCGCUUCCGGGUUGUCGACUCCAUCUGCCAUAUUCCAGAGAUUCCGGGAACCCCGCGCUUCACCGGAGGAGAUUUGUGUGUAUUUUGUUCAGGGGAUGAGAUUUUGUUUAGUGUCCAUACAUUAGACAGUGAUACAGGAUCCUGAGACAAGGUUACGGAUUGUGAAACGAAACGUGAAGAAGAAAGCAGGGAGAAAAAUGACGACGCGCUCGGAGAGGGAGAAAGCUCAGAAACUGAAUGAGCAACAUCAGGCCAUUCUGUCUAAAAUGCUCCGGGAGGAUGACAACAAAUACUGCGCCGACUGUGAGGCUAAAGGACCUCGAUGGGCUUCCUGGAACCUGGGUGUGUUUAUCUGUAUCAGGUGUGCUGGAAUCCACCGGAACCUGGGAGUGCACAUAUCCCGCGUCAAAUCAGUCAACCUGGACCAAUGGACUCCCGAGCAAAUCCAGAGUGUGCAGAGCAUGGGCAACACCAAGGCCAGACAGCUGUACGAAGCCCAUCUGCCAGAUAACUUCAGACGGCCACAAACCGACCAAGCCGUAGAGUUCUUCAUCAGGGACAAGUAUGAGAAGAAGAAGUACUACGACAAAAACGCAGCCACUGACACUUUUAAGUCCUCUGAUGCUGCUUUGCCCCUGGCAUCUUCUCCCUCUUCGCAAGCAGCCGAGAAAAACAAGCUGGAGAAGGAGAGAGAGAAGAAGAAAGAAGAGAAGAAGAAAGAAAAGGAAACAGAUAAAGGGAAUAAGCCCACAGUCUUUGACAAGAAGAGAGAGGACAUUCAGAUAGACUCCAGAGCCAGCCCUAAGAAGAGUCCUGAGACUGCCAUCGACCUGCUAGGCCUGGAUGCUCCUGCAGUAAACAUAGCCAGCAGUGGGGCAGGAUCUGGAAAUGUAGCACCAAUAAGUGAUGAUUUGGACAUUUUUGGACCAAUGGUGUCCAAUCCUCUGCCAUCCAGCACCAACACAAACCAGGUCAAUUCCACUAAAGCAGCUGGGAGCAUAGCUGCAGGCCCUGGUGUGGGAGCUACCUCAAGCACUGCUGGCACAGCAGGAGCUGCUCCAGCCCAGUCUGAUCUGGACCUGUUCAGUGAGAACAGCAGCAACAAAGCAGAGGACUCCACCAAGAAACCUCUCUCUAAGGACACUAUUCUCUCCUUGUAUGGGUCCAGCACUGUCCCACAACAACCUGCACAAGCUGCUAUGUUCAUUGGUACGUCUCAGAUGCCGUUUCCUGCACAGCCACAAGCUAACUUCCAGGCCUUCCCAGCUAUGGGAGGCCCCAUGCCACCCACCACCAUGAUGGGUGCAGUUAUGGGCCAGGGUGGAGCUAUGAUGGGCCAGAACACUGGGAUGAUGGUUGGCAUGACUAUGCCCAAUGGCUUUAUGGGAAAUGCCCCAGCAGGAGUAAUGGGAGUGGCACCUGGCAUGAUGGGAGCACAAGCUGGAGCAAUGCCUGCAGGUGUUGUUCCCCCACAGAACAUGUACACCAUGCAGCCUGGCCAGCAGCCCCAGUGGAGCAUGGGACAGAUGAACCAGCAGAUGUCUGGGCUGAACCUCAACGGUGCUCCCAUGGCCUUCGGGCAGCCCGGGACCACUAUGGGGGGCUGGGUGGGGCCUCCUUCUGGUCAGACCCUCAGUACCCAGCUCUGGAAGUGAGUGAACAAGGGCGAGUGGAGGACAAUAAAGGGUGCAGCAUCCCUCCAUCUCUCCUCCCUUGACCAACCGCCAGAGCACACCAAGAGUUUUAUUCAUGUACUGCUCUUUUCCCCCCUCCCUCUUUUUUCCAACCAUAACUCUUUUACUGGAGGUUGUCAGUUCAACCUUGCUCCUGUGAGUCAACCGAAUGAUCGAGAGUGUGAAGAGUUGAAGAGACUGGCAGCUUUGUCAGUCUUAUUUGCAUUUUCUUCUUCUUCUUCUUCUUCUUCUUCUACUUCUUCUUCUUCUCCUCAUUCUCAUUCUUCUUCUCAUAUUUUUUGGGUUGGAAAAAAAAUUACAUAUCAGCGAAGAAAGCUGCUGGACCAAUAUACAAGCGUCUAAUAUAUCAUUACCAAAUCAAUAGUGAGUAAUAGUAUUUAAAUGGCAGAGAUAUGGCUAUCUUGUUUGUGGAACCCCCCUCCCCCCCUUUACCUUGACCACUGUAUAUGCCCCAUAUCCUAAAGCCCUGUAGCAGCUAUCGUAUGAUCCAUUGUACUGUAUGUAAGCAUAAGAUAGAGAAGCAGUCAAUCCCCCAUCACCUCACCCUCCCUGUACAAGCCCAUCAGCUUCACCACCCUCAUCCAUCUUUGACUGUGAUGUUUUAAUGUGUGCAUUACAGAGAAGCACAGUUAGCAACAGGCAAAUAAACCUGGACGACUCAGCAGCAGUGUAACGGCCAAUGGGAGAAAGGGGAUGGAAUAUUUAAUUGAGCUACAGGGAACAAAGAGGGAGGUGGCUACAGAAAGGAUAUGUGUGCAAAUAGGAAAUUUUAGUAGAUUUUUUUUUUUUUUUAAUCGAACAAAUGUACACAUAUGAACAUGCUAGUCCCAUGACUGUGGCAGAGUGAAAGUCCACUCAGACAGGGUCCCUCUGCUGUGCAAUAAUGUGAGCAUCCACACCUCGUCAUCCAGGUUUAUUUCUAUAAUGUGUUUACAUUUUUCUGGUGCCUAGUACAGAGGGGGAAAAAUGUUAUUUCCGUGCAUUAAACAGUGAGUAGCCAUGAA